AUGACGUAUCCCUCAUGGACAGACCGUGUGAAUGUGAGACUGGUGAAUGGCGACAGUCGCUGUGCUGGUAGAGUAGAAGUUCUUCAUGAUGGUCAGUGGGGAACAGUGUGUCAUUUUUCCUGGGAUAUGACUGAUGCUGCAGUGGUGUGUAGAGAGCUGAGCUGUGGAGAGGCUUUACAAGCACCAGGAAAUUCUUACUUUGGACCAGGAUCAGGAAAAAUCUGGAUGGAUGGCGUGAAGUGUAAAGGAUCAGAGUCUACACUGAAGGACUGUGGAUCAAAAGGAUGGGGUAAACAUAAUAACUACUGUGCCGAUCAUAAUAGAGAUGCUGGAGUCAGAUGCUCAAGUAAACUUGCUGAUGGACCUCACCUGUGCUCCGGGAGGUUAGAGGUGCUUUAUGGGAACACAUGGUACACAGUGUGUGCUGAUGCCUUUGACCAGCAGGAUGCAGAGGUUGUGUGUAGAGAGCUGGACUGUGGGGCUCCUGUACAGGUGCUGGGAGCAGCUGCUUUUGGCAAAGGAGACGCUCAGAUGUGGACACAAGAGAUUCAGUGCAGAGAGGAUGAAGCAACCAUUCGAUUGUGUCCAACUUCAAAUGACAUAAAGUGCUCUCAAGACAACAAUGUGGGACUGAUAUGUUCUGGUUACACUGAUCUCAGACUGGCCAAUGGUCUUGACAUCUGUUCUGGUCGAGUCGAGCGUCAGUACUUCAGUAAAUGGGGCACAGUGUGUGAUGCAUGCUGGGAAAUGAGAGCUGCCAGUAUCCUCUGUAAACAGCUGAAUUGUGGGAUUGCUGUGUCUGUUGUGGGAUCAGACUGGUUUGGAGAGGGAAGUGGUGAAAUCUGGGCUGAUGUGUUUGAUUGUGACGGGAAUGAAACAAAACUCUCAGAAUGUUCCAUCUCUUCAUGGAGUCGAGCUGAAUGUUCUCAUAGACGAGAUGUUGGAGUCAUCUGCUCUAAUUCCUCUCUGGCUCUUCAUGAUGGUCUAGUGCGGUUGUCUGGAGAGAGACAGUGUGAGGGGGAGGUGGAAGUUUUCAUUCAUCAGGUCUGGAGGAGAGUUCUGCUGGACUCCUGGAGUCUCACUGAAUCCUCUGUGGUCUGCAGACAGCUGGGCUGUGGCUCUGUACUCAACUUCUACAGCUCCUCUUCAUCCAGUCCUGAACACAGUCAUGAGUGUGUGACGGGCUUCCAGUGCUCUGGGAGUGAAGCUCAUAUGGGGAACUGCAGCUCUCCACAAACUCUCAACUGCAGCUCCACACAACAGCUGUCAAUCACCUGCCUUGAUUUGCCAGUGUUCAGUACUUCUGGUGCAUCGAGAUCAGUCGCUCCUCCACAAACUCCUCCAACAGGGUCUCUCUCUAUCCCUCCAGUGCUUGUGAUUGUUCUGGGAGUUGUGCUCUUACUGUUCUUAGUGCCACUGCUUAUACUGAUUCAGCGAAAGAGAGUGAUGAGGAGAGCUCUCUCUGACUGGUACACAGAACUACACAGGACACACACUGAGGCCAUUUAUCACGAGAUUCAUCACAGACAACAUUACUUCACUCAGCAGGAGAGAGUUCAGGAGGAGUAUGAUGAUGUGAUGAGUGUCAGUGAAGAUGUGAGAAACCUGUUGGGGAGUCUCAUCUUUGAAGAACUGUAUUCUGGGUAUGAAGAUGCUGAUGAGCUUCUCUCAGCAAAAGAGUUCAAGACUGCAUAUUAUGAUGAUGUCACCAAUGGCAGUGGCCUAAAAGAAGAGAUGCUGAAGGAAAUCACACCGGGAUACUAUGAUGACGUCAUCACUGAUGGACUGAAAGCAGAUCGUGAGACAGGUGUCCCGCCGUCUUACGAGUUGGUGUUUUUUCAAUACCGUGUGAAUGUGAGACUGGUGAAUGGUGACAGUCGCUGUGCUGGUAGAGUAGAAGUUCUUCAUAGAGGUCAGUGGGGAACAGUGUGUCAUUUUUCCUGGGAUAUGACUGAUGCUGCAGUGGUGUGUAGAGAACUGAGCUGUGGAGAGGCUUUACAAGCACCAAGAUAUUCUUACUUUGGACCAGGAUCAGGAAAAAUCUGGAUGGAUGGCGUGAAGUGUAAAGGAUCAGAGUCUACACUGAAGGACUGUGGAUCAAAAGGAUGGGGUAAACAUAGUGACAUCUGUGGUCGUCAUAAUUAUGAUGCUGGAGUCAGAUGCUCAAAAACCAUAAACUAUGGACGAUUUACAAGACUUGCUGAUGGACCUCACCUGUGCUCCGGGAGGUUAGAGGUGCUUUAUGGGAACACAUGGUACACAGUGUGUGCCGCUGCCUUUGACCAGCAGGAUGCAGAGGUUGUGUGUAGAGAGCUGGACUGUGGGGCUCCUGUACAGGUGCUGGGAGCAGCUACUUUUGGCAAAGGAGACACUCAGCUGUGGACACAAGAGAUUCAGUGCAGAGAGGAUGAAGCAACCAUUCGAUUGUGUCCAACUUCAAAUGACAUAAAGUGCUCUCAAGACAACAAUGUGGGACUGAUAUGUUCUGGUCGCGGGUCCAUCAGGCUGGUGGGUUCUGGGGGAGACUGUGCAGGGAGACUGGAGGUUUUUCACAGCGGCUCAUGGGGGGCAGUGUGUGAUGACUCCUGGGAUAUUAAAGAUGCCCAUGUGGUGUGCAGACAGCUGCAGUGUGGAGUGGCCCUCAGUAACCAGCAGGUACCAGCCUGGUUUGGUCCUGGUUCUGGACCCAUAUGGCUGGAUGAGGUGGAGUGUGAGGGGAAUGAGACGUCCCUGUGGAGCUGCUCUUCUCCAGGCUGGGGAAAACAUGACUGUCAACACAAGGAGGAUGUAGGAGUCGUGUGCUCGGAGUUUAAGGAGAUCAGGUUAACUGAGGGCUGUGAAGGGAAUGUGGAGGUUUUCUACAAUGGAUCCUGGGGAAAUUUAUGUUACAACCAGAUGAACACAGACACAGCGAGUCUGAUCUGUCAAGAGCUGAACUGUGGAAGAUCUGGCAGUGAACCCAUUUAUUCAGAGGGACUGAAGCCUCAUAAUUGGCUUGAUAAACUUAAUUGUCGACGACAUGAUUCCACUUUAUGGCAGUGUCCUUCUUCACCACAGCGAUGUCCAUCUUCACCCUGGGGACAGAAUGACUGUGAUAAUGAAGUGGCCAAAAUCACCUGCUCAAAGGAGGAGAAUCAGGAGUCUCUUCAGAGUCGUCUGACAUGUUCAAUCUCACCAUCUCUUCACCAGAAACAGUGUUCAAAUCAUCUUCCUCUCAGACUGAGUGGAGGGGAGGGCCGGUGCUCUGGGAGGCUGGAGGUGUAUCAUAACGCUGUGUGGGGCUCAGUCUGUGAUGAUCAGUGGGACAUCAGCGAUGCUCAGGUGGUCUGCAGGCAGCUGGGUUGUGGAGCAGCACUGAGGGCUGAUGGGAAUUCAGUCUUUGGUGCUGGUGAAGGUGUUGUGUGGAUGAACAGAGUCGAGUGCAGAGGGAAUGAGAUUCACCUGUGGGACUGUCCGCUCUCCCUGAAAAAACACACUGACUGCUCACGCAAAGAGCAUGCUGGACUCACCUGUGCAGAUGUGUUAGUGUCCACUACUCCUGCCACAACAUCAUCAGCUUCUCCUCCAGUGCGCUCAACAUCAGUCACUCCUCCACAAACUCCUCCAGCAGCGUCUCUCUCCGUCCCCCCAGUGCUUGUGAUUGUACUGGGAGUUGUGCUCUUACUGCUCUUAGUGCCACUGCUUAUACUGAUUCAGCAGAACAGAGUGAUGAGGAGAGCUCUCUCUAAGAGGAGACACAGGACGACGACUGAGGCCGUUUAUGAGGAGAUUCAGCACAGACACAAUCACUUCACUCAGAGGGGGCGUCUCAUCUCUGAAGAACUGCAUUCUGGGUAUGAAGAUGCUGAUGAGCUUCUCUCAGCAAAAGAGUUCAAGACUGCAUAUUAUGAUGAUGUCACCAACAGCAGUGGCCUAAAAGAAGAGACGAUGAAGGAAAUCACACCGGGAUACUAUGAUGAUGUCAUCACUGAUGGACUGAAAGCAGAUCGUGAGACAGGUGUCACUCUGAUAUUCUACAGCAGCAUUUAA
Sinocyclocheilus grahami is the source of this 4029-nucleotide messenger RNA. RefSeq names its product scavenger receptor cysteine-rich type 1 protein M130-like. The coding region runs from base 1 to 4029 and encodes 1342 amino acids. Gene Ontology annotation, biological process: zymogen activation. Gene Ontology annotation, cellular component: plasma membrane. NCBI's taxonomy places the organism in Eukaryota, Metazoa, Chordata, Actinopteri, Cypriniformes, Cyprinidae. The record is from RefSeq and is a predicted model, not a curated record. Gene Ontology annotation, molecular function: serine-type endopeptidase activity. The transcript has 22 exons.